AUGCUCGGCUUUUCAAAAAUCAAAAUAAAAGCGAUCAGUUUAGUUUUGAGCAGGUCAGACUUCAUUAGCUGAGAAGUCGUGAUUGCUUCUCUACUCGACACUCGCAUUGAUCGUCUGUCCAGUGCUGUCGACCGUAUUUUUUUCUGAUUGUUUACUUCUAUCUCGAAGUAUUGUUUUGUGUACAGAAUCCCUAAGUAAGUGGGGACUGGAAAAGUACGAUAUUCUAUCAUCAGUAGUUGGUUGAAAUUGGACCAUUGACAAGCAGAAAUGGGAGCGGAACACAGCAAGAAUCCUGAGGCAGUGGAAGCUAUUGCCUUGCUAUCCGAGCAUGAACGACAUGAUUUAUCUACUGCCUUUCGUCAGCUGGUAUCCCCUGAUGGCAAGUCGGAACCCGAUGCGCAUGCCAACUUUGACGUGAUCUCUUUUCAAGCCUUCUCAAGGAAGGUGCUGGCUGAAGACAUGUCAAAGAGGUUCCACCAGGCAAUGAGUGAGAAGUCUGCUCUGGUUGACAGAGACCUUGUAGAUCGCGAUGCGUUUACCAUCAGCGUGGCCAACAUCACCAAAGGCAACUUGGAGAAGAAGUGCCACUAUUACGUGCGCCUUGCGGCCGACUAUCGCAAAGGCGUCUCGCCUACUCCAUCAGCACCUCACCUGCACCAUCUCGUCUGUGGCCUGAUCACUGCGGCACUGAACAGCCGCGCGCUCAACCCCCGUGUGAAUGUAUGGGGAGGUGCUACGAGUGAAGCCAAUGCCAAGCUCGCGCGUACAAUGCUGGACGAGAUGAUCUUUGCAAAGCACCCGAGCGGCGAGCGAAAGUCGGCCGUAUCCUUCUACGAAGACCCUAUCCCCGAUGACGUGGUAUUUUCCGAAGCUGACUUGGAGAAGUGGCUGCUGGAGAAUGCAUUGAUGCCGCGCCUGUUUGAUCAUGUGUUUCGGAGUAUGUUCUUUGCUGCCUCGGACCUUGCUGAGACAGUACCUGACGGUGGCCUGGAGUUGCCAUUGUUGCCCGUGCUGGAUGGAUCAGGUGGCGAGGAAAGCUUGCUAGACCCAACGGCCGUUCUAUACCUGAACAACUGCUUGCCAAUGGACUGCCGUCAGAACUGGCGACAGGUGUUUGACACCAAGCAGCAUGGCCAGAGCUUUGCCACCAUGCUGCAGAAACUCGAGAAGGUCGGCGGUCCAAGCCUGCUGGUGGUGCGAGACUCGGAUGGCUACGUGUUCGGUGGCUUUGCCAGCGUGCCGUGGACGAUUUCGUCGCAAUACCAGGGUGACAACAGCUGCUUCCUGUUCUCGCUGAGCCGAGGCAUGGGCAUCUUCAACGCCGGCGAGUACAACGAUCACUUCAUGUAUCUGAACCAUGAGAUGGAGACCUUACCCAACGGUCUAGCAAUGGGUGGACAGCCGGGCUACUAUGGCCUGUUCUUGGCUGCCGAUUUUGGGAGUGGACACAGCCACGCUGAGCCCACUUGCACCACGUACAACUCCCCGCAGCUGUCCAAGGAGAAGGAGUUUGUGGUGUCGCGCGUGGAGGUAUGGGCCGUUGGUCAGGCACAGGAGAGGAAAGGAACGGCACACGGCAGUGUCCUAGACAAGAAUCUCGAACUUCAAGCCAUGAUGGAGAUGGUCGGCAAGCCGAUGUCGGGUGUUUACGAACCCGUCGAGGACCCCAACGAAGAGCAGUAGGUACACUUGAUGUCGUAUUCUCAUCCCAGCAGCAGCGGCAGUUGUUUGCCACUCGUUGCUUUUACCGCAUUUUGAUAACAAACACGAACCCCAAGGACCUUGCAGACAUAAUUUUCUUCCUUUUGCUCUAUUUCAUGUUUCAUGGAGCAUUUCUUUUGGUAUUUUUGUGAAUAGGCUAUUGCUGUGGCACACACACACUUUCUUUGUGUAUUUUAGCUGUACUUUUGGUAAUGUGUCAAACCCUGUAUGACUUAUGAAUCUCUCUUUCAUACACAUCCUAUGUAGCAUUGCUAGUCUGUAAUUAGCUCUCUUUAGUUGCCAUGAGCAAGUUGUAGUAGUCAUGGCUGGUUUGUUGUGCAGGUUGCAGCUACCGGUCUCCACCUCAUCUACUUCUAGAAGCCUGAUAGAGCACAGCCUACUUGUGACUGUCAUGUUCUUAUUUUUCCCACGUGUACUGAAUUCAGCACGAAACUCGAAGGCCAGCACAUUGCUCUUGUCAAUUGAAUAUUAUGUGUGCAUACACUCUUCGAAUUAAUUGCCACUUUACUCCAUACACGGCUUACACUUUCUCUAGCCUUCAUACCGAAUUUUAGCACUUUACUUGGACCCAUGUGCCUCUAUAUCCAUGUCCAUUGUGAUAUUUCUGAAAGUUACCCUAAGUCCUUUAUUUUUCUUUCUCACAUGUCUACAUCUACUUUGUUUCAAUGUCCAGCAUAAGCGAACGUGUGGAUCAAGCAUAACUGCUUGGUUGACGCUGCCGCGGGAAUGCGUAUAAUAAUAAUAAUAACAUGUCUGCCUCUUC
Sycon ciliatum is the source of this 2485-nucleotide messenger RNA. RefSeq names its product MTOR-associated protein MEAK7-like. Lineage: Eukaryota; Metazoa; Porifera; Calcarea; Leucosolenida; Sycettidae. The transcript has a single exon. Bases 268 to 1683 code for a protein of 471 amino acids. The record is from RefSeq and is a predicted model, not a curated record.